AAAUAUUUAUGUACAUUCGUUCGCAUGGGCUUUACCCUAACUUUAUGCAUACAUAUUUGUCAUUUCGAGGCUUCUCCGUCGAUUGAUAAAUCGCUGUCCAAUUUUGUGGAUAUACAUAAUUUUUUGCGAUAUAUGUUUCUAUUUAUGCAGCUUCUCGCAAUGCGGUAAAUGCUUAUAAAAUGCUAAUUAAAUUGAACAGUCACACAUACACAUGGAAAAAUAGUAUGCAUGUAUGUACACAUGUUCCAUAAUUGUAUCACGAGUUAUUUACAGAUCAAAACAGCAAACAAAAUAUAUGUAUGUAAUUGGAGUAGAUAUUUACUGUUUUCUUAUUUAUCUGGAUUUCACUAACUUUUGCUCCGGCUGACUUUUAUCUGAAUUUCGACAAGGAAUUCCUUUUCCAAUGGAUAACUGUACUUAUGGUUUUCACUCCUACGAGCACGAUGACAGCUUCGAAUCUUAUCUGGAAUGCUUACAUCGUCACAUGAACGAUACACAAAAUGGUGACGAAGACGAAUUUGUUUCCUCAAUUGGAGUGGGAAUCGUUCUUGGAUUACUUGCCUUGGUCACGGUUGCGGGUAAUGUUGCCGUGCUGGUGGCAAUAUGGAUCGACACAAAUUUGCGCAGCCUUCCAAACUACUUGAUUUUUUCUCUGACAGUGGCUCACCUUAUCGUUGGGUGUACUGUUCUUCCAUUUGCUGCAGGGUAUGAAAUGUCAAAGGCUUGGCCGUAUGGAGAAUGGGGUUGCAUAACGUGGCUGUCCUGUGAUGUUCUGGCCGGUACAGCGUUAAUGUUACACGUCGCAGCUAUUGCAGUGGAUCGAUACUGGUCCCUGAAGAAUAUUGAGUACGUCAACCGAACCGCGUCACGCCGCGUGCGGACCACGCUAAUAAUCGUGUGGGUGCUGGCUCUGGUGAUAACAAUGACUCAAUUAUUUUGGGAGGAUGAUACCUGGAAUGCUCGUAUUGAAGCGGAAGUGUGCACCGUGAACCAAGACGAGCAUUCUAUGAUAUUUGCGACGCUUUCAUCGUUCAUCAUCCCUCUCGUAGUCGUGCUGUUUUUAUCCUGGAAGAUUUUCCGAGCAGAAAGAAUGCAAGUUCAAAAAAGACGAUUUCUCACACAAAGUACGGCAGAAACUAGCCUAAUCACCACGAUUUCUUCAGGUCAAGAUGAAACCGUCUCGGUGGAUGUACGAAAAACUCUUGAAGGUGAAGAACCUUAUACCGGAAGUGAACAACCGUGUCGGAUUAGAAAUUCUGAAACGGAGCGACCUCAUUUCGAUCAAAUUCUACUACAAAACGACUCUAGCGAUACGAUUAUUGGAGAGUCGCGAAAACCCAACACAGAAAAAUCCAAAACAGAACGCAAGACAGCUCAAAUUUUAGGAAUCGUUACAGUCGCGUGUCAUCUGCCCUUUAUCGUGAUGCUGGUAGCUUUCACUAUGUGCGGGGCUGGAUAUGACAUCAGUCAUCAUUACGCUCUUUUUAUCUAUUGGUUAUCUUAUAGCGAUAGCAUGAUAAGUCCAAUAAUUUAUUUCAUAAGGAAGCGAUUCUAUUAAAUUUAACUUACGAUUUUAGUAAGUUUUUUUGCCGAGAAUCAGUACAACGAAUCUUUAAUGUAAAUAUGUAUAAAUAAAUAUGUAUAUCUGCCCAAAUUCUCCAAAAAUUUUCAGCAUUUUUUAAAAUCUGACAUUAUAAUUAUGAAGGCCAAAAUUACUGGUUAAGAAGAUAAUGGAGAACAUUUGUGACAAUUUCUUUCCGGAUAGCAAAAUCAAUGGUUUAAUCGAGUCUAAUAUCCGUAGCGUAAUUUACAUAUUUAGGUGGGGGUGGAAUUAUAAACUUCAUGAUA
Messenger RNA from Folsomia candida, 1848 nucleotides. RefSeq names its product 5-hydroxytryptamine receptor 2B. The record is from RefSeq and is a predicted model, not a curated record. Gene Ontology annotation, molecular function: G protein-coupled receptor activity. NCBI's taxonomy places the organism in Eukaryota, Metazoa, Arthropoda, Collembola, Entomobryomorpha, Isotomidae. Gene Ontology annotation, cellular component: membrane. The transcript has 8 exons. Gene Ontology annotation, biological process: adenylate cyclase-activating adrenergic receptor signaling pathway. The coding region runs from base 404 to 1558 and encodes 384 amino acids.